AUCAUCCUCCAUAGCUCUCGAAAGCAUCUCCGACGGCUUUGACGACGGAGGAUUACGGCCGCUGCAAGUGACAAAGCUUACAUCGAUCGUUUCUGGGACGUAGGGCCAAAGACUUUCGAAGAACUUUUACAGAAGCUCACAUGUUCUGGGAAUUCAGUUGACUGUGUUGUGUAUGAUUCGUUCAUACCCUGGGCUCUUGAAGUAACCAAGAAGUUUGGGAUUAUGGGAGCUGUGUUUUUCACUCAAUCGUGUGCAGUGAACAGUAUAUAUGAUCAUAUUUAUCAUCGAAACUUGAAGAUUCCUGCGACUGAUGAUGAUAAGUCUGAGAUUUUACUUCCAGCGUUGCCUCCAUUUGCUUCUUGUGACUUGCCGUCUUUCUUAUAUGUUUUGGGGCCUUAUCCAGCUUUCACAGGCAUGGUUGUGAAUCAGUUCUCUAAUAUUGAGAAAGCAGAUUGGCUGCUUUGUAAUUCCUUUUAUGAGUUUGAACCACAGGUGGCUGAUUGGCAGGCAAAAAUCUUCCCUCUGAAGACAAUAGGUCCAACCACACCAUCAAUGUUCUUAGACAAAAGACUCAAAGAUGACUAUGCCUACGGUUUCAGCUUUUACAGGGAAGAAGACGAAGCUUGCACGAAAUGGUUAAGCAACAAGCCAUCUGGGUCUGUCGUUUAUGUCUCAUUUGGAAGUUUAGUAGCUCUUGACAGUGAUCAAAUGGACGAGAUAGCUUGGGGUUUGAACGGUAGUGGAAGUUACUUCUUGUGGGUGGUAAGAGAAUAUGAGAACCCUAAGCUUCCUAAGGACUUCAUGGAGAUUUCACAGAAUAAGGGACUUGUGGUCACAUGGUGUCCUCAACUGCAAGUGCUGAAUCAUAAAGCUGUGGGCUGCUUCGUGACACAUUGUGGAUGGAACUCAACAGUGGAGAGCUUAGGGGUUCGAAUAAUGGUGGCAGUUCCUCAGUGGACAGACCAACCCACAGAUGCAAAGUACAUAAAGGAUGUGUGGAAGGUUGGAGUGAAAGCUGAAGCGGAUGAGAAAGGAGUUGUGAGAAGAGAGACAGUGAAGAAAUGUAUAGAGGAAGUAAUGCAGAGUGAAAGAGGGAAAGAGAUGAAGAAGAACCCCAUGAAAUGGAAGAGUCUUGCAGCAAAGGCUUGUGAGGAAGAUGGAAGUACUGAUAAGAAUAUUGAUGACUUCGUAGCAAGUGUUGCUGCAGCUUCUAGCUACUAAAUGCCAAUGAGGUUGAAGAAAUAGAGCACUAUUUUUCUUGAACCAUACCCGCUACCUUCACCCAAAAGAAAAAAAAGCAUGUUCUAUAAUUUAUUCGUAAUUUGUAAUUGCAUCUAUGUUACCCAUUUUUUGUUUGCACUUCAUAUCGAUUAUGCUCGUUCCAAUUGAGAAAGGUGCAUAUGAGUGUACGUAAGAAGAGGUUUUAGGAAAUGCAUAUGCGAGAGUU
Molecule: messenger RNA, 1447 nt
Organism: Neltuma alba
Lineage: Eukaryota; Viridiplantae; Streptophyta; Magnoliopsida; Fabales; Fabaceae
Product: UDP-glycosyltransferase 74E1-like
Molecular function (GO): quercetin 7-O-glucosyltransferase activity; quercetin 3-O-glucosyltransferase activity
Source: RefSeq, a predicted model, not a curated record